Molecule: messenger RNA, 4278 nt
Organism: Talaromyces atroroseus
Lineage: Eukaryota; Fungi; Ascomycota; Eurotiomycetes; Eurotiales; Trichocomaceae
Exons: 5
Coding region: 1-4278 (1425 amino acids)
Biological process (GO): transmembrane transport
Cellular component (GO): membrane
Molecular function (GO): transmembrane transporter activity
Source: RefSeq, a predicted model, not a curated record
AUGAACAAUCAGCUCGACAGCCCUUGCCCCGGGUCUAGGUCCAGCUUUGGCAACGAGCAGUUUACCCUGGCUGGUGCUUGGAACGAUGAUGACACUCUGCAUAAUCUCGAAUACACAGCUGCAAUCGACUUCCCACCAGAGCCACGAGCCUCCUCACUGACGAAAGCAAAGCCUCGACGAGCAUCAAAAGCGCCAUCUUUCACCAUUCACGAAGAUAACAGACCGAACAGUACCACUGCAACAGCCAGACAGAGCAGCUUGAAGCGGAAGACGCAAGAUCGCGGUUUGUCUAUCCUUGCUCAACCAGCCCAGCGCUUCCAGCGUCCACGCGUCAGUUUUGCAGAAGUACAGAGCAAUGCUUCCUCACGGCCUCGGAAGGUUAUUGACAACACUGCAAAGCAGCCAGAGAAUAACACAGAGCCCAAGUCACGAAGCAGCCAGAAGCCUUCGGAAAACAAUGGCUUAAAGAAGGAUGUUCGACGUCGUACGGUGUACAUUCCCACGGAAGAUACAACUGUGCCAACAGUCUUCAUGAGUUUGUUUAGCCCGCUGAAAUUGAUGGAUGCGCACACGAGCAGCAAUAUCAAUACAGCAUCCGCCGACGAGACAGUACCCAUCUACAGCUUAGAGGAACGUAUUGCGGCGAAGAAGAAAUCCCGGAUGCCUCCCGCGGGGAAGCCUCAAAGGGCACCACUCCAACAGACCCAAAAAGCCACUCAACAAUCAGCAAUAGUCAGGGAUGUUGUGGGUAGGAAUGGAGGAAAGGAGAACGUUCCGCCAGGCUAUCUGAUAGAAGGGAAGGAGUCUUCGAGAGAAAAACGACCACCUCCCGAAUUGGAGGUCUUAUCAAAGGAGCCACUGAAGAAGACACAACAGGCAAUUCACAGCACGAAAACGAAGGUGGUCCAAGCGCGGGGAAAUGAGAAGCCAGCGUGCAAGCUCAUCGGCGAGAAGUCCUCAGAGAUGUUAAUGACCAGGACUGGUAUAAAGGACAUAAAUGGGUCCUUAUCAAAAAAGCAAGAGGUCAAACGAAGCAUUGCCAAGAAUCGCGCAGAUUUGAGUUCACGACCUUCGAAGGAAUCUAUUUUGACAGAAAAAUGUUCGGCCGCUCCUACUCAUCUCUCUGUUCCUAAGGUGCGCCCGGUGAAUAUCGAUCAGCAAUAUCCUCGAUUCAACAAUGAUAUUUCGAAUACAGUCAUGUACGAGGAUGACUGGCUCUCACAUCAAGAAAUUGUCAUAACCCAGCUAGUAAAUGGUCUUUUUGAUUCUGUAGGGGGAGAGCAGCAUGGUCAAGAUCCGGAAGUGCUGCGACAUGAACUCCUUCAUAUCUACCAGAAUAAUGCCUUUCUUCUACUUUACAAGCGCCUUCAGGCUUCAAUUCUGUACGGCGCUCUGGCUCCGCCUAAGGACGUACUCCGCCGAGGUUCCCGUCUUCCCGACGAUCUGGGCCUGAAAAAGUCGUUCCUAAAUCUCUGGUUGGAUACUUAUGAUUUGCACGCUUUAAGAGGAGCAGCUGAGACAGUAGUUGGACGCAAAAUGACUUUACAGCCAAUCCGAACAAGCGUUGGGUCGUCAGAUUCAUCUGCUAAGCAGCAGAAGGUGCUGAAGCGCGCCGUAGAGGCGUUUCUGGAUACCUUCGUUAUUCGAAAUAUGGACAAGGAAGAGAAUGGAGAUAUGCGAAAUGAUGUUGCAGGAGGUCCAUACCGACGAACACUUCUCCGCAGUAUCAUGAUCAUCGCCCUUCUUGACAAAGCACGUCGUAUACCGGGAAAUUCUCUACCACGGUGUUUGUUCAACAGUUCUUCUCCCCAUAAAUCAUCUUCGGCGGCAUUGCAAGCACUAGCCAACCUGCUGCUUCCUUCAAUGGGUGACAUUAACCGUCAAGUAAGCCAUUUAGACUUCGACCUAUCUUACAAGCAACAUCAGCUACAGGAUUACGACUUCCGGAUACAUAAUUUAGCAGUGGAUUUGCGUGAUGGCGUUAUUUUGACGAGAAUCGUGGAAAUCUUGCUUUAUCCUAGUGCUUCUAGUUUUCACGCUAGGAGAGAGAGUAUUGGUGUUACAGACGAAACGUCUCUCUCAGGAGAUGAAGCAACUGAAUAUCCGCUUUCUCAGAAACUCAAAUUUCCUUGCGUCAGUAGAGCAUGCAAGAUUUUCAACGUGCAAAUUGCGCUCGGCGCCCUCAAAAAAGUUACUGGCAUCAACCAAGUUGCCAAGGAACUUUGUGCAGACCACAUAGUUGAUGGGUACCGCGAAAAAACGAUUGCCCUACUAUGGCUACUGGCCGGCAAAUGGGGCUUGUCGGAGAUUGUGGACUGGGAUGAUGCAAGGAAUGAAAUUGUGCGUCUGCAGAAGAAGCUAGCCCUGGAUCAAGGCGGUCAAGAUAGCAAAGUGCAGAAGUUAAAAGACACAAUCGUCUAUGAAUCACAUGAGGACUUGCUCGUAAGGUGGGCCUCGGUGAUCGCUCAACUCAAAGGACUACAGCUUGUCAACCUCACAACUAGCUUUGCGGAUGGCAAGAUAUUCGAAAGCAUUGUAUCCGAAUAUGAAGCUUUCCUCCUAGGGCGAGACUCGAGCACGGAGCUGCACGCGACUGAUAAGGGAUCAUUGCAAUCCCGGCUGCAAGCGCUAGGCUGCAGUUCUCAGUUUGCAUCGCUUGUCGCUGGGUCAACUUCUAGCUCCCGAAUAUUUGAUCGGGACUUUGUGCUUGGAGCUUUAACUUUCCUAUGUUCCCGCCUUUUAUCCUCAUCGAAGUGUAUCCGUGCUGCUAUUACCAUCCAGCAAGCAUGGCGACGAAUAUCAUCUCAGGAGAAUCUUCGCCGCCGCAUGAUUAAGAAGGACAUUGCCGAGCAAUGUUUAGAAGCGCCCCCCACCCGCCCCAGCUUUGAGAUGAUGGCAUCCUCUACCGCCAUUAUCGAGUUAGAGCUUCAACCAGUCCAGGAAAGAAGCAAAGCCAAUGAACAGAAAUCCUAUCAGAGUGUAUCAGGCUCAACACUGGCGAAAGAAGGACAAGUGCCGGAUCUUGAGACCUCGUCUUCGGGGCAGCAACCAGCUGUGGUUGUGCAUGCUCUCGAGAGAUGGAAUGAUCCAGCUGUGAAUAUAUACCGAUUAUUUGCUACAUUCUGGGCCUUUGUAGUAAUGGGUGCGAAUGAUGCUGCUUAUGGACUUGAAACAUACUACAAUCUAAGCUACACAGUCGUCUCACUGGUCUUCCUCUCCCCCCUCGCCGGUUACGGCGCUGCAGCGCUCCUCAACAACGCGAUCCACAUGCACUUCGGCCAGCGCGGCAUUGCAGCUAUGAGCUCCUCGUUUCACCUACUGGCCUAUAUCAUAAAUUCAGUCCAUCCACCCUACCCCGUUCUCGUCGUCUCUUUCAUAUUCGCUGGUUUGGGUAAUGGCCUCGCAGACUCAGCCUGGAACGCGUGGAUUGCGAAUCUCGCCAAUGCGAAUGAACUCCUGGGACUUUUGCAUGGGUUUUAUGGCUUGGGCGCUGUGUUGAGUCCACUUAUUGCUACGUCUUUGAUCACGAAGGCGGAUUGGCCGUGGUUUUCUUUUUAUUAUUUGAUGAUUGGUGGCGCCGCAAUUGAGCUGGUGGUGACCUUUGCUGCAUUCCGAUCUGCAGACAAGCACGAUUUCCGGAAACGCACUGCCUACAGUGCCGAUAAUCAGAAAGAUAAUCGGUUGAAGCAGGCUCUUUUCUCCAAAGCUGCCGCGCGCGUGACAUGGCUUUGUGCCGCUUUUUUGCUCGGGUACGUAGGCACUGAAGUCGCCCUGGGAGGCUGGAUUGUGACAUUUAUGAUGCGCGUGCGUGAUGGGGGUGCUUUUGCUAGUGGAAUGACGGCAACUGGUUUCUGGAUAGGGAUUACUGUUGGCCGAGUAGUGCUGGGGUUUGUGACGCCUCGAAUAGGCGAGAAACUCGCCAUUAUAGCCUAUCUAGCCUCAGCCAUGGCGUUUGAGCUCAUAUUCUGGCUCAUUCCUCAAUUUUAUGUCUCUGCUGUUGCUAUCGCCAUUGAGGGUUUCUUCCUUGGCCCCUUGUUCCCCGCCGCAGUGGUUGCGGCUACAAAGUUGCUGCCGAAACAUCUCCAUGUAUCCUCGAUCGGAUUUGCAGCUGCGCUGGGAGGCACGGGGGCUGCUAUUUUCCCGUUUGCCGUCGGAGCUAUUGCGCAGGCGAAAGGCGUGCAGGUCUUGCAGCCUUUUGUUUUGGGCUUGCUGAUUGCUGUGUUGGCUGCUUGGCUGUUUUUGCCUCGUAUGCCUAGAAGUUAUCUCCGCUCUACUUGA